Chlorella variabilis is the source of this 2712-nucleotide messenger RNA. RefSeq lists its product as hypothetical. Bases 1 to 2712 code for a protein of 903 amino acids. The transcript has 13 exons. Lineage: Eukaryota; Viridiplantae; Chlorophyta; Trebouxiophyceae; Chlorellales; Chlorellaceae. Gene Ontology annotation, molecular function: protein binding. The record is from RefSeq and is a predicted model, not a curated record.
AUGCCGGCUUCUGGCGCCAGCCUCCUGCGCGGCACACAUGCAUGCUUCACGGGCAGGAAGCCGGCCCGCGUGGUGCACCCCAGGCUCCGCCCGGCGGUGGCGGCCAAGGACCGACCCGCCUCCGCCGACGGCGCCGAGGAGGAGCCUAGCCACAGCACAGAGCUGCAGCGAGUAGAUUCUCACGCCGAAGGCGCCCUAACCUAUCAGUUUGGGGCCAAGGGCCAGCCGAUGGUAGCAGCACGGGCAGCAGCAGCCGGGGCGGCAGCAGCAGCGCCUGCGCACCAGGUGCAGCACGCGUCUGCUGGCACCAACGGCAGCGCGGCCGCGGCCUCGCCCUCGGCAGCAGCGGUGCUGCCGCAGCACGCGAGCCUGGCGCCGCCGCCCUGGCAGGUGGAGGAGGAGGAGGCGGGGCCCGCGGGCGGCUACAGCAGCAACGGCAGCGGCAGCAGCAGCCACGACCUCCCAUACGUGCGCAACGGCUGGUACGCUCCGCCCUCUGCAGCCGGCACUAGCAGCAGCGAGCAGCACGGGGCCGCCAACGGCGCCGUGGCGAUGGACCGGCGCGGUGGCGGCGGCGGCCGCGGCGGCCGCGACGGCGGCGGCGGCCGGCGGCGGCGGCAGCAGGAGUACUUUGGGGGCGCGGCGAGCGCGGCGGCGGCGGCGGCGCUGGCUGCCGAGGUGGCGCAGGGCCUGGACUACAUGGAGGCGCAGCCCGCGGCGGUGGUGGCCGUGUACGAGGCGCUCUGCGACGGCCGCCAGCUCGACGAGGCUCUGGCGGUGAUCAAGGAGUGCAUCCGCGCCAGCCGCACCGACGUGCUGGGCAGGCUCAAGCACUACCGCUUCCUGCGCCCCGCGGCCACCCUGCGCGCCGUGAAGCAGGCGCUGCGCUUCGUGCAGCUGCUGCCGCGGCAGUACGCCGACGCGCGCACCUACAACAUGCUGCUGCGGGUGUGCGCUGAGGCGGGGGACCUUCGCAACGCGCUGCACGUGGCCGACAUGCUGCAGGCGGCGGGGCUGCGCAUGGACUCCAUCCUCUACACCACCCUCAUCUCAGCCUGCGCGGCGGCGGGGGACGCGGAGAAGGCGUUCCAGCUGUACGGCCAGAUGCGGGCGGACGGCGUGCCCGCAGACAAGAUGGUAUAUUCAUCGGUCGUCAAGGCCUGCGCCCAGCAGAUUGACCGCCUUCCGCAGUCGGAAAGGCGGCAGCAGCUGGUGCUGCUGGAGCGGGCCUUCAGCCUGGUGGAGGACAUGAAGGGGGCCAAGAUCCCCACCGACGCCGCGGUGUGGAACGCGCUGGUGACGGCCGCGGGGCGUGCCGCGCAGCUGCAGCGCGCCUUUAACGUGCUGGAAGACAUGAUCCACUUUGGCACGCGCCCCAACGACCGCACCUACGCCUCCCUGAUCGACGCCUGCGCGCGCGCGGGCGACAAGGGCCUGGCGCUGCGCGUGUACCGCAAGGCGCAGCGCGAGGGCUGCGCUCGCACCCUCAUGGUCUACUCGGCCGCGGUGCACGCCUGCAUCCAGGCGCACGACGGCUGCGACAGCGAGGCGGUCAUGGGGAUCUACGGAGACAUGCAGAGGAGCCACGUGGCUCCCGACAACCAGCUGUUUGGCAUGCUGAUGAAGGCGGCGGGUGCCAGCGGCAACCUGCAGCUGGUGCUGGACCUGCACGACGAGAUGGAGCGGGAGGGGCUGCGGCCCUGCACGGGUACUGAGUCUGCGCUGAUGGCGGUACACAUCCGCAACGGCCAGGUGCCCGAGGCGCAGGCGGUGUACCGCUCGCUGCGGGCGGCGGGGCAGUGGCCGCACGCCUACGCCACCAACGCCCUGCUCAACGCCUAUGCCAACAACUUCAGGUUGGGAGACGUUGUGAGCCUGGUGUGCGACAUGGCGCAGGGCGGGCUGCGCCCAGACGGCUUUACCUUCUCUGCCAUCUUCAACGCCUGCCAGCGCGCCGACGAGGCUGAGCUGGCGCUGGACGUCGCCAGGCUGAUGAAGCUGCGGGGCGUGCGCAUGGACGAGACGCACGCUGUGAUCCUGCUGCGCACCUGCUACAACCGCCUGCGCCAGUCCUGGGUGCCCGGCGGCUACCCGCCCCACCGCGCCGACGCUGGCGCCGGCGGCGGCCCGCUGCUCGGCAGCCGGCGCAGCCAGCUGCGGGAGCGGCUGCUCGAGGCGCUGACGCCGCGCAGGCGCCAGGUGGAGCUGCGGGAGCCCGUGGAUGUGGCCUGGGUGGCCCAGGCCUUUGGCAUCUACCGCGAGGCGGUGGCGGCGGGCGUCAAGCCCAGCAUGCACAUGCUCAACCGCAUGCUCAUGUGCCUGCGGGUGGCCUGGGAGGGCAAGCAGGCGGCCGCCGGCGAGGGCCACAUCGUGGGCGGGCCCGAGGCGCUGCUGCCGCACUCGCUGCCCGGCGCGCUGGGCGGCGGCGUCGCGCCUGCCAUACCGCGGCAGGAGAAGAUUGGGGUGGAGGGCGUGUACCACGUUCAGGCAGUCAGCAUCAUGGAGGAAGCCAUCAUCAGCAACGUGGUGCCCUCCUUCAAGACCGACGCCGCAGAGCCCAUCGACCUGCGCGGCAUGCCGCCCGCGGUGGCCGAGGUUUAUGUGCUGACGGUGCUGUCGGCCAUGCAGCGGCAGUGCGAGGCGCGGCGCGUCAUCAUCCAGAACGUCGUCUUCCUGGUGCCGCCCUUUGACGGGUCCAAGGUCAUAGUUUGA